UUUUUUUGGGAGGGGGGUGCAAUUAGGGCUCUGUGGAUUGUUGGGGCUUGGAUCAAUAACACACUGCAGGAGAAAUUAACACGGGCUUCUGUUGGACUUUGCACUCGUGUUCCAGUGGAAGGUGGGGAAAGCGUGAACUGAUGUUGCAGAGACAUCGGGAGGCAACUUUAAAAGGAAACGCUAAUAACGCGUGCGUGAAGUAGCUGCGGCGUGAACGCGCAGGAGUGGGGGUGUAGCCUGCCAGUCUGUGGUAAUAGGCUGCGAGGGAGAGAGUGAGUGAGUGAGAGUGGGGGCAGACGUGGACGGUGAUGCUGCGCGCUGUCUUCUUGCCUAAAUGAGGAUCGUCUUUUCCCAGUUUGAGCAGCAGCAGGGCUUCUCCACCCUUCCAGCGAGGAUCUGUAAUUUACACAGCAACAGCGGGGCGUCCGUGGGAUCUUCUCCAUCAUCAUCAUCAUCAGCAGCAACAGCAGCAGCAGCAGCGACAACAGCAGCAGCAGCAUCUGCGCUGGAUCCAGCCCCGCGCUGCCGCUUGUUCUGCUGCUGCUCCAUCACCAGGCGACUAGAGGAGAACAUCUGACCAGCGGGCCAUGUGCACCACGACAUGUAUGCGUGAAUUCAUGCGGUGACACAGGAAGGGGGGAAUGGAGCAGCUGUCAAUGCAUUCCUGUAGACGCACCGACGGUGAUUCGUUGCAGACUGUCGUGUAGAGAGAGAGAGAGAUAGUGGGGAAAAAAAAAAAAAAAAAAAACCUUCAUACGCAGCAGCCCAUCCAGCACAUUCGCUUUUUUAUUCCAGCGAGAAGCGAUCAGUGGUCAGGUGUCGCCUUUCAUUUCAACCACAACAAUGGGGGAGCAGCCCAUCUACAGCACGAGGGCCCACGUCUUCCAGAUCGACCCCAACACCAAGAAGAACUGGCUGCCCGCGAGCAAGCACGCCGUCACUGUGUCCUACUUCUACGACAGCACGCGCAAUGUCUACCGGAUCAUCAGCCUGGACGGAACCAAGGCAAUAAUCAACAGCACCAUCAGUCCGAACAUGACGUUCACAAAGACGUCACAGAAGUUUGGUCAGUGGGCGGACAGUCGAGCGAACACCGUCUACGGACUGGGUUUCUCCACCGAGCAUCAUCUGGCCAAGUUUGCAGAGAAGUUUGCAGAAUACAAAGAAGCAGCGCGGCUUGCGAAGGAGAAGAGCCAGGAGAAGAUGGAGAUGGCCACGUCUCCCUCUCAGGAGUCUCCGGCCGGUGAGCUCGCCUCCCCCCUUACCCCCGUGACUCCCCCCAUGGAAAACAUCAACGGCACGGACGAGAUCUGCGACACGACUCCCAACUCGGACAGCCGUCCGGAGCCGGCGCAGAACGCUCUGGCUUUCGCACACAGCCCGGCCAUGACAAAACACUGGGAGGCUGAGCUGGAGGCACUAAAGGGGAACAACGCCAAGCUGACGGCGGCUCUGCUGGAAUCCACGGCCAACGUCAAACAGUGGAAACAGCAACUGGCUGCCUACCAAGAGGAGGCAGAGAGACUACACAAACGGGUGACAGAGCUUGAGUGCCAGAGUAACCAAACCCCGGUGAUCAAAUCCCAAAAGACGGAACUCAACCAAACCAUAGAGGAGCUGGAGAACGUGCUGCGGGACAAAGAAGAGGAAAUGGAGAAGUUAAAAGAAGAACUGGAAAACAUGAAUGACCUCAUGGAGCAGAAAGACACUCUGACUCAGAAGCUUGAGGAGACGGAGCUGCGCAGUCGGGUGCUGGAGGAGCAGCUAGCGGGAGCUGAGCAACGACUGGAGGAGAAUCAGGAAGAGCAGGAGAAUUUCAGGAAGAGCCUGCGGACGCUGCUGGAGCUGCUAGAUGGCAAGAUCUUUGAGCUGACGGAGCUCAGAGACACCUUGGCUCGUCUCAUAGAGGAAGCCAGCUAGAGACAGAGGGUGCCAACCUUCACAGACAGAGCCAUAUGAUGAUUUAUUUACAGCCCAACACACAGACCAAUCCCACCCUCCAUAACUCCUUGUGUACCCUCACCCACAUACAUCUGAGACAAUGCACUGCCCACUCUUACAGUUUAAACACAAGGGGCAGCUGAUCCCUGAUUUUUACCUUGAAGGCAUCAGGUUCCUACCUUCUGCAAGCACUCCUGUAGUUGAAGACGAUGCAGGGACUACCUCAGCUUGCCUUCUGAUUGGCUGUCGUACACUCGGUCAAACCGGUCAAGCUCAGUCCUAGAGAUGCCACACAUAAAAAAAACAAACUGUGCCUCGGCGCCAUCUGCUGUCUGAAUGGGAGAGCUGCGCCGUAGUGCGGAGCAUUUACUCAAACACACACAUUGCACAUUACUCCUCUUUAAAGCGGCCCUCCAGGGAAAAAUGUUGAAAGUCAUGUGGAAAUAAUUGCUGUUAAGACUUAAAAGAACUGCGCCAAAGCUGCCAAAUCCCCACCCCCCCAAAAUGUUGUCCUCUAACUAGCAGAUGCUUUGAUCCAAAGUGACUUACUGUACAGGGAAGUUUUGAACAGAAGAACCCAUGUUUGAGCCCGGGCUGCCGAGGAAUGUAACCGGGUAACUGCUUUCGCAUCGCUGAACCUCCCCAGCCUGGAUUUACGAGGCUGCUGGGAAAUGGAGUCUGACAAAUAUACAUAUAUUUUUUUUUUCUUUUAGCAGAAAUGAAGGAUUUCUGUAUGCCCCAUGCCCCCUACCUCCAUGUUACAAAAACCUAUAUGGCAGAUAAGCAAUGAAUCUUCCAGAUGGCCUUUUUUCAUGCAACACAAAAAUUUGAGUGCUAUAGCUGAAAUGAGAAAUCUCGUAUCCAGACAGCUUCCACUAUCACAGUAGACAUGACCUGUCUUCCUGCCAAACUCAGUGUGGUGUGUGUGUCCUGAGGUUUGAUAUGAUCGUGUGCACUCGCAUAGGUGCGUCUAAAUAAAUUGCAUCAACAAAAAGUGAUUUUAAACUAGUAAAUCAAUUUAAAAACUGGAAUUUAUUGUUAUUUAGCUUGAUUACACAGAGAAUUAUGUUUUUUGAAGUGUUUAUUUAUGCUACUUUGAUGAUUAUGGCCUAUAGCAAAUGGGAAUCUUAAAAUUAUGUUAGAAUUAUAAUAUUACAUAAGACCAAUGAAAAAGAAUUUAAAUACAUAAACAUGGGCCUACUGAAAAUUUUGUCCAUGUGCUACGUCUUAUACGCAUUCACUAAUUGGUUGAGGGUUUCUUCUUUUUAUUUGCAAAAAUUAUUGCAUUAGAACGACGCGACAUGGAUGUAAUCGGCCUGUAGAUCUGCUGAGGUGUUAAGAAAGCUGAGGUUGCUUUAAUGAUGGCCUUCAUUUUGCCUCACUUGUUUAAGUCUGGGAUUGAUAGAUUCUCAGGUGGGUUUUGCUGACCAAUUAAGCUCUCUGCAAAAGAUCUGCAAAACAUACUCAACCGCAACUGCAAAAGCAAAGCCAGAGAGAAUUGUACAGCAAUCUUAAAGCUUCACUCGGAAGAAAUAUUUUGUAGGAUACCAUAUUUCAAGAGUUCUGCGUUCACUCCCCCAAACGUGCAUAUUGACUAAGUAUUUAGACAGUUGGAUAAAUUCUUGAAUAGGCUUUUUUUCCCACAAUUCACAAUUUGCGUUAUUUUUGUACUCAAAAGUUUAACUUUCUGAGGUCCAUGUGUAAAAUGCAACAUCCCCUGAAGUCGAAUUUUUAACUAGUAAAUUUGGAAGUUGCUGAGUGCAUGAUCGUGGGAUCGUCUCCACGGCAACCUCAAGAUCAGAAACUAAUAUGGCUGCUGCUGCACAUCAAAAACAGAGCAACAGUUUUAAUUGUAAAGCAUUUACUUCCGCUCCUGAUAGUUUGUGUCUCAUUAAACCGUAGUAAUGUGUAGUAAUGUAGAUGCUCAUUUAGUGCUUGAACAUAUUUAACAACACAUUAUUUUCAUCUUGCGAACUGUAGUUAUCAACUAACGGCAAACACAAACUUGUGGCACCAAGCUCCAGCUCAUGAGGCAAAUAUACAAUGUACUAUGCUUCUUUUCCUACCAAACAUUUUCCUUCCACUCAACUUUUCAUUAGAAUUCUUGGGUACAGCCCUCUGAACAGCCAGCUUCUUCAGCAAACUGGCUUUCUCUCCUUGAGGAGGGUUCCCAAUAGUACCUGCUGAGACUUCUACAUUAAAAAACUUCUUUCUUUUAUUGUCUUGUUGUAUAACAAUCCAAAUUUCUGCAAAACAAAAAAAGUAAUAAUUUUGUAUUGUUGCAAACUGUGAGCCAUAAUCAUCAAAAUUAGAAAUAAAUGCUUGAAACGUUUUGACCUUUUGAUGAAACAAACAACUCUUCUCAGUGGUAUGCUACUUUAUUGAGAUGAAUCUGUACCUGGGCACGUUGUGCUGUUAGAGAGGCCUGCACACACACACCCUCACACCCACUCAAACACACACACACUGAGCAAUAUUAGACAGGCUCUAUACAACACCAACUCUAUCAGGUACUCUACUCAGUGGGCCCGACCUGAAGGGUCAAACAUGAUUAAGCUGAUACACGCCCUCUCCAACAGAAAGUGUACUACUGACCGCAUUACUGUGUGGCAGCCCUGCGUGAUCCGAGUAGUGUAAACCGAAGGGCUUACAGAGCGUCAUCCUCAUGUCUGUAAAUCUCCACCCUCAGUGAAACUGGCCACUGAUUGUCACGCCUCACUGGUGACUCUUCAACCGUUCUCAGUUUAUAUUCUUUUUUUUUUUUUUUUUUUUUUUAAAAAAAAAGAUAAAACACUGGUGAUAUAAAUAUAAAACUGUACAACACAACUUUCUUACUCUUGCUGGCAUUGUAAAUGAAUGGAUGGACAAAUCAAAAUGCAGUAACACCCUGCGGUGACUUAUUGUUGUGUAUUAACCCACGGCUGAAAGCUUUUUCUCUGUGUACUGGAAGAUUUAUAACACCAUGUAAUAACACCGUGUUACAAGUUUUAUACUCUUACUGUAUAAAAGCAGCUCUGAAGCCCCGUGAAAUCUUCAAUUCUCUCCCUCCAAAGUCAGCAAUUUUUUUAUUUUUUUUAUUUUACAGAGCUGUAUCUCGACAAGGUGCUGCAGGUCUUAUAUCUAUCUGAGCGCCCUGUUUGCACUGUUAUGACACCGUUGUAACUCCAUUAUAUGCCGACAGACUUGCAUUUAGCAUUAGCACAGUAUAAUUAUGUAGUUUAAAGACCUUCUGUAGUUAGUUACACAGGUUAAUACACUGGAAUAAGACUCAUGUAAAAGGGGGAAUGUUACUUAUUUUCUGUCUGAUGUAUGUGUCGAGUGGAGUGACAGAGAUGAAAUACUUUAAUAUUAAUGCUAUUGUUAAUGAAUGCCUUUGUACAGUAGUGGAUAAAAUGCUUUUCAUUCUCCUGUUUUUGUAUCUUAUGGUAUUUCAGUGUAGGUAUUAAUAUUGUAUUUAGAGGUAUGAGAAGACUGGCAAUAUUUUUGACUAUUUAAAGUAAUUUUGAACUCAUGACAUUAAAGAGGUACCUCAGGCUUAA
Molecule: messenger RNA, 5480 nt
Organism: Poecilia latipinna (sailfin molly)
Lineage: Eukaryota; Metazoa; Chordata; Actinopteri; Cyprinodontiformes; Poeciliidae
Gene: homer1b
Product: homer scaffold protein 1b
Exons: 9
Coding region: 844-1920 (358 amino acids)
Biological process (GO): G protein-coupled glutamate receptor signaling pathway
Molecular function (GO): G protein-coupled glutamate receptor binding
Source: RefSeq, a predicted model, not a curated record